Messenger RNA from Theileria equi strain WA, 2574 nucleotides. RefSeq lists its product as hypothetical. Gene Ontology annotation, molecular function: protein phosphatase activator activity. The coding region runs from base 1 to 2574 and encodes 857 amino acids. NCBI's taxonomy places the organism in Eukaryota, Apicomplexa, Aconoidasida, Piroplasmida, Theileriidae. The record is from RefSeq and is a predicted model, not a curated record. Gene Ontology annotation, biological process: protein dephosphorylation. The transcript has 4 exons. Gene Ontology annotation, cellular component: protein phosphatase 4 complex; nucleoplasm.
AUGACAGAAAAUGACUCAAAUCUCCAAAGCACAUCUGCAGAUGACGGCUCAACAGCAAGUGUAGAAGCCAAAGCCAACGAUGUCGAAGAUGAAGAGCAAAAGUCCGCAGGACACCCCGUAAACUCUCUACCCAUGAGCUGCAGAAGAGUUAAACUUUACGAGAUUGGCUCUAGCACCGAAUCCUGGGUUGAUAAGGGGACUGGAUUUUGCCAUUUUGAAGGAGGUGAAGAUGGAGAUAAUCCAAAACUUGUCGUGGAUAUCGAAUUUGAUGGGAUAAAAUCUGUGGUUUCCACAUAUAUUCGGGAUAAUUCCGAUUACUCGUCACAGAAUGAAUCAAUAAUAAUAUGGCAUGAAGGAAAUGACACUCGUUUGUAUCGUGCUUUAUCGUUUCAGAAUAUUUUGGGACAUAAUGCCUGUUGGGCAUAUAUCCGCAAAUUUCUUGAUGAGAGCAUGUUACAGUCGAGUACAUCAGAAAGUGGAUCAAGUUCUCAAACUAAAGAAUCAACUUCUUAUCGGAUGCUACCUUCCCCGAGUGCGGCAACAAUUCAAAAGUUGGAUUCUACCCUCGAUACUUUGAUUUGUCAAAAUGGAAUUUCUGAUGCCUUGUACUUGGAUUUAUUGGAAAAAAAGUGGUUAAAAGAAUUAUUUGAGUUUAUGAACAAAAGUAUAGAAAAUGAAGAAUUGACUUGGAUACCAUCUAUCGCAUCUAUACUGUUGCGCAUGGUCUUGAAUUGGUGUGGGAGUCUGGAGCUUAUGUUAGUCUUUGUUUCAGACGAAAUUUUCUUCGAUCUCCUACGAGCGUUUGAGUAUGAUUCUGAGCUUUUGUCUCAAAAUAUUCGCAUGAAUCAUGUCAAAUUCUUUCAAGAAUUUGUGAAGCAUCAUGAUAUUGUUCCUCUAAAAAAUUCUACAUUUUAUCAAUUGAUCCAUGCCAACUAUCGCAUGAAUUAUUUAAAGGAUGUCGUUUUGCCAAGACAUUUGGAUGAAUUUUCAAUCCAACGUAUGAAUUCAACAAUUUACUCAAACAUGACGGAAAUAAUGGGUGUUAUUCUUACAGAAGAAUGUACAUUUUUUGAAGCACUUAGGGCAAAAUUAUCGCAAAGUUAUAUGGCGGCUCUCCUUCUGCGUGAGCUCCUGGUAGUGGCACGUGGCAAUAAUAUCCUAUCUCAACCAGAUAGGAAUUCUCUAAUUUUAAUGGUUAGACACUAUCAGCUAUUGAAUGAACUAACUGGUUACUUGGAUCAAACUGCCAACGCAUGCCAAGAUUUUGAAAAAAACAUGCGGCCUAUUAACACAAAGGCGGAGCAAGAAUAUGUUGAAAUUAAAAAGAUGCUAUAUAAAAAGAGGGAGACUCCAGAAGAUAGUGACAACUCCACUCUGUAUCGUCCAAAUUUAUUGUCUACUUGUCGACAUAAAUUGGUUGAACCCACUUCUCUUGCAAUAGAGAUAUUUUAUAUAUGCAUGGAAAUAUUUCCAGCAAUAGUAAGGGCGGCAGUGUUUACAGAUGCUGAAUCUGGAACCCCAAAGCUUCUAAUGGCUUUAUGCGGUACCCUUGUAAGGAUACCAGACUGCUUGCAAGCCAAGGAGAUUAUAAUGAGACUUUUAGACCCAAAGAGUAUGGAUUUGCCUGAAAAGGAUGAAAUGUGUAGAUUAUUCUAUGACAAGGGUGUCCUAGACUAUAUGUUAAAUAUGGUCUAUGUGGAUGACUCUGAAGAAGCACCUGAAAGUAGUAACCAUAACGGUUACGUAAGAAAACGUAAAUCCAGCAGAAUAUCACGCUCUUCGGAAUCUGUGCAUAUUAUGGAAAUCCUAUCUCUCUGUGCAAGGGAACACCGGCAUCGGUUCAAACUACGCAUGCAAAGCCAAAAUAUACCUCUUAAAAUAAUGCAGCGUACGCUUGAACCGUUUGAUAAGUUCUUGGCUGUAGGAGCGCUAAAAUUCUUGCGAGUUUGCAUACAAAUGAAGGACUCUCUCGUGGAAAGGCAUAUUAUCAAAAAUAAUGUGUUAAGGUCGGUGUUGUGGAUAUUGAACCAUCAUGUGAGUGGAUCUCAGGGAAGCGUUCUGGAAAGCAUUUGUCUGAGUAUACUAAGCGCAAUAGAAUGUGGAAGCAUGGACAAUCUCAUCGUCUGGCUAUUUGACGAUCAAUUCUGCUCAAAGAUACUCUCCAAACUAAAGGAAACGCGCUCAUAUAGUAUUAUCGCUACCCUGGAGAAGAGUCGUAAUAAUCUCAAGAGUAUAACAAUCACAAAAAGAAAGUAUAGCGACCCUAAUGCGUGGUUCGAGGAAGAUGACGAUACUUGUACUAGUAACAAGAGGUCAUCUCCCGUUACAAAUAGGAUAGUUGAAGGUUACGAUGAUGUGAAUGAGGACUUUCCCAGCAUCACCAAAAGCGUUGAACCGGAAGACGACCCAUGGAUGCCACUAAGGAAAAGGGCUAGCCAUGAAAAUAAAAAGGAAGAAAAGUUUGUCUUUAACCUACAACCACGGAAGAUUACUGUAAAACUAAAAUCCGAUCAAGGUACGCUUUAUUCUGCCUCCACGAUUGCUCAUUCAUUCAUCCGCUACACCAAUUUAUAG